AUGGCUGCUACAAUAAAGGAGUGUCUCGAGCUGCAGCUCCUGGAAGUGGAAAUGCUCCUCUCAAUGUUUCCUAAGGAAGGGGAAAUAAAAGUGCAUGACGAGGAUGCUGUGCCUCGAGUGCAGCGCUACCUGAGAAGCUCCGAAGCUGCUCUGCCCCCCCAGCUCGAGUAUUCAGUUGCUGUUGAUGUGGGGGAGUCCAAGGUGAGAGUAGAACUGCAGGUGCUGUUGCCUCACCUCUAUCCUCAUGUAGCCCCUCAACUUUUUGCCAGAUCGGAUGUGCUGAACAGGCAGCAGCAGCUGCAGCUCAACACUGGCCUCGCUUCCCACAUGAGCUCUGUGGACGCGGGGGAGCUCUGCGUGUGUGCGGCUGUGCAGUGGGUGAAGGACAACAGCCUGCCCUACUUCCAAAACCAUCAGCUCCCUUCUGGAGGUCCUUCGAAGGAAGAAGGAUUUAAAGAAACGUUUCAUCGCAUGUGGAUCUACAGCCACCACAUAUAUAGGCAGGAAUUGAGAAAGAAGAUUUUUGAGUGUGCAAAGAAGUUAAAUCUGACUGGCUUCUGCCUAACAGGAAAACCUGGUGUGAUCUGUGUGGAGGGCAUCAGAGAGAACUGUGAUGAGUUCUGGCGUGUCAUUAGGUACCCCAAUUGGAAGCAUAUUUCAUGCAAGCAUGUGGAGAGUAUAGAAACUGGGGGCAACAUUGAUAGUCUUCGUCUCUUUCCUGCUUUUGAAGACCUGCAGUUUCAGGCACAUGGUGAUUAUGGCCUGAGGAAUGACUAUCACAUGGAUCUGGGCCAGUUCCGAGAAUUCCUGGAACAACAUCAGAGUGGACAUAUUUUUCAGAUUUUAUUUGGUGUCGAAGGCAAACUUUCAAACAAGUAAGAGAAACCGUGUAAAGGAGUUUCAAUUUUGGACAGCAGGUAAUGAAGUAAGCAUUGAAAUUCUGUGCCUUACAGCUACUGCGAAAAGGGAAACUGUUCAAGAGACAAGGAAUGCAGUUCAAGGAGUUAAUCUUGGU
Molecule: messenger RNA, 1015 nt
Organism: Tinamus guttatus (white-throated tinamou)
Lineage: Eukaryota; Metazoa; Chordata; Aves; Tinamiformes; Tinamidae
Source: RefSeq, a predicted model, not a curated record